CGAGAGACCAAAAGAACGGACGCUGUGAUGCCGCCUCUAUAUCCUUCACCUGGGCCCUUCCCCAGCCACCAAGCUCUGGCUGCAGUUGAUAAGGAUCAGGUCCGCAAGGCGUACUAUGAGACCACGAGCAGCCGAGCUCUACCAGGGAGAGAAGUGUCAGAGGAGAUUCGGGGCGAGAACUUCCUGAAUGUGCACUGCAUCGGCCAGCGCAACACAAGGUACUUGCAGUGGACCCGCAACUUCGCACCGCUCACCACGCGUGUGGCUUGCCACCACACCAAGACUUACGUACCCUUGCCGCUGGGGGACAACAAGAUCAACAUGGACCUGGCCAAGUCCUUUAAAUCUGGCUGGCAACAGUCCAAGGGCGGGAGCUCGGCGGCGAUGGACGGCUGCUCGAUGUAUGAGGGCCACUUUGUCGGCUGCAGCGCCAAGGAGCUCCAAAACGCGCGUCAGCCCAGCCGGAAGCCGCCCCAGACGCUCACACACACUGUGUGCCCAGCUGGGGCUUUGCUGGAGCUCCAGUCACACGAGCACCGGCGCUUUGCGGCGCCGUCCGGGCCCGGGCUUCGGUCUCAGCGUGUGAAGCCGCCCCGCCCGAACCUGGAAAUGGGUGGGGCUGCUGUUGACCCGGCAAAGAGGCGUUGAGCGUGCGGGCACGGCGCGUUGCAGCGGAAGUGGAGAUGUUCAGGUCUGCUUACUCUCGGGAGCACCUCUGGCUAACGGCCGGGAUGCGGCCAAGGCAAACGCGGAGCGUGUUAGUCCGUGGUCUCAGGCAUCAGAGCCGCAGUUGCUUCCCAGCCACAAAGACCGCCCCGUCAACAACGCUGAAGUGAACUUUGAGGUUCUUGAUGCGCGGCGGAACCCCUACAUGAGUCCGGGCCAGUAGAACAAGUGACCCUGGCUAAAUGGCCAAGGUGCGCACUGAUUAGGAAGUGCAGUUUCACCCCUCCCUCAAGGGAGUCAAGAUUGCAAAAAAAAGGUGCCAAGGCCCUGGCCCGGGCGAGCUUUGAGUGAAUUAGCAACUUUUCCGCGCGAAGGCAGUCUGCAGAGCAGACCCCUUGCGCAGAGCAACUUGUGCAGAUCAGCGUGCGCAGAAUAACUUGGGCCGCGCAACUAGCAGGGCAGCCUGGAGAGAGCAGCUUGCGCAGAGCCACUUGGACAGCUGA
Molecule: messenger RNA, 1169 nt
Organism: Effrenium voratum
Lineage: Eukaryota; Dinophyceae; Suessiales; Symbiodiniaceae
Source: the annotation of a GenBank genome assembly